Messenger RNA from Pungitius pungitius (ninespine stickleback), 2060 nucleotides. Its product is annotated as G-protein-signaling modulator 1. NCBI's taxonomy places the organism in Eukaryota, Metazoa, Chordata, Actinopteri, Perciformes, Gasterosteidae. Gene Ontology annotation, molecular function: GTPase regulator activity; protein binding. Gene Ontology annotation, biological process: regulation of inflammatory response. The record is from RefSeq and is a predicted model, not a curated record. The coding region runs from base 317 to 1297 and encodes 326 amino acids. The transcript has 6 exons.
ACCGGUUUUUUCCUUGAUCUCGCACAGGACGCUGAAUAAUGCAGGUUUCAUCCGGUGACAGUUCAGCGCAUGUUUCCUGUGCAGAAAGAAAACAGCGUGACUUGGGGGACGACAUUAGCAUAACAUGCUAAUUGCGAGACGGGGUACAGAGUGACGAAAUGCAAAUUGACCAAAACAAAAACAGAUUGCUGUCACGACGAGUGACACGUCAGAAAAUGCUGUGCUGCGUCCGUGCUGCAUUUCGACGGGAUGAUGCUUUGAAGGGACAAAGUUAAACAAAUCAAAGGGGGAAAUUAAUCAGAGAUCACUCGUUGAAAUGGCCGAAGAGGGUCUGCUGGAGCGCCUCCUCAUCACCGACGCCCGCCGGGGGGCCGCGAGCGCCGAGGCGGCUCCGAAAGGGGAAGCGGAACACGCGGGAGGGGACGAGAGCGAAGGCGAGGCGGCGGGCGAGAAAAUGUGUUCAGAAGUGCAGAGAGGCGCGGAAAAACCACGAGAGGACGACCGGACGGGGGAGGCUGUUGUGAAAAUGAAAGAAGAGGAGGAAGAAGAAGAAGAAGAAGAAGAGGAGGACGACAACAACGCAGGGCAUGGUGAGAUGAUGAGGCUCAAGAGUAAACCUGAGGAAGCCACUGACGCAGUCACAGAGGAUGGAAAGGCCGCUCAAAAAGACCCUGCAGUGCAGGUGAAGAGGUUAAAUUCCUCCCAGCAACCACCCGAAGGGACAAACCGAGAGAAGGAUCCUAAAAAGGCUCACCGGUUAACUCCUGACUUCCCGGAGGCCCUGUACGAGCUGCUCUGCACCCUCCAGGAGGGGAGACGGCUCAACGACCAGCGCUGCUCCUUCCAGCUGGAGGGCGGGAUGAGGCGGAGGAGGUGCCACUCGGAGCCCAACACCUCCAAGCCGGCCAACAGAGUUGUGUUCUCCUCCAUGACUUCGCUGCAGAAAGAGGAGUUUUUCGACCUGCUGGCCACGUCUCAGGCUCGCCGGCUCGACGACCAGAGGUCGCAGCUCGAAAAGUCUCAGCCGGCCAAGCCGAAAUCCCGGGGCUUCAGGGGCAGCAUAAAGCAACUGUCUUUUGCGAGGAGGCCCCCGCCGGCCCCGGCCCCCGUGCCCGUGCCCAAAGAAGACCUGUACAAUAUGAUUCUCACGACGCAAGCCCAGGGCCGCCUGGAGGAUCAGCGCUGCAGGGCACCCGGCCCCAUGGACGAUGAGGACUUCUUCUCCCUGCUCCUGAGGGUCCAGGGGGGCCGCAUGGACGAGCAGAGGACAGAACUGCCAUGCAUGCUGCAAACCUGAGAUUGGACUACCGCCCCCCCACCACCACCACCACGCACCCCCCUCCCCCGAAACACGUGGAAGCCAUCCAGUAUUGCAGCCUCUCUCUUUUUUUUGGUCUAUUUUGAAGUCCCAACAAGUUUUUUUUUAUUUUUUUUAUCUGUUGUUGUUGACCCUGAUAGCGCUUGGUCUUCGGGGGAAAUGUUUUCUGUCUCUUGAUUGUUUGUCGCUGCUGAAAAAAACGCUAAUGUUGGAGCUUUUUAAUGCAACUCGCGAGACGUUCGUGAUGAGAUGUUAAGUUUACGGUCAGUUAGUCUUAUCGGAGAUCAGCAGAUUCGCCUUCAUAUCCCGCCAACCGUUGUAUUUUAUUGAGUGUGUGUGUGUGUGUGUGUGUGAUGAGUGGAAGGAUUUUGUGCGAGUUCCCGUUGUUGUUGUUGUGGCGGCGGCGGCAUUCUACUGAUCUUCAUAGUUUCUCCUUGUGUGUGUGUGUGUAUAUACAGCCGACGUUAAACCCACCGGGGAUGGUGGUGUCGAGGAGGUAUGUGGCUCAUUCUCUUAACGGGGGAAAUAAACAAAAUGUUGAUCUGAGCCAUUUGCAUUCUCUCCCUUUUUAUUCAAUUUUGUUUACAAAGGCAAAAUAGAUUUAAGUUGCUCUAGUGAGGUCUUCAUUCUCAUUUAUUUAGAUAUAUCAAACACAAAAGCCUGUAGUUGCAAACAUUUUAGGGGUCACAAUAAACGGGGGAGUGUAAACCCCCCUUUUUUCUUUCCCUUUUUUUAGUAGGAA